Messenger RNA from Ruditapes philippinarum (Manila clam), 2655 nucleotides. RefSeq lists its product as uncharacterized. Gene Ontology annotation, biological process: DNA integration. Lineage: Eukaryota; Metazoa; Mollusca; Bivalvia; Venerida; Veneridae. The record is from RefSeq and is a predicted model, not a curated record. Gene Ontology annotation, molecular function: nucleic acid binding. The coding region runs from base 1 to 2655 and encodes 884 amino acids. The transcript has a single exon.
AUGUACUUUAAAUUGAAGCCGAUUUCAAAUCCAAAAUUUAUCAAAACUAGGACUGUGGCAUUUGCAGUUAAGCCUAAAAUUGAAGUUGAGUUAGAACGUUUAUUAAGUGAAUGUGUUCUUGAAAAAGUUACUCACAGUGAAUGGGCUACUCCUAUAGUACCAGUUCCUAAGUCAAAUGGGGACAUUAGGAUAUGUGGUGAUUUUAAAGUCACCAUCAAUCCAGUCUUAGAAGUCGACCAGCAUCCUCUUCCACAAAUUGAACAUAUCUUUGCAUCUCUAGGGAAAGGCAAGAAAUUCUCUAAAAUUGACUUAAAAAACGCGUACUUGCAACUUGAAGUUGAUGAUGAAAGUAAGAAGCUCUUAACGAUAUCAACUCAUAAAGGUUUAUUCCGGUACAACCGUCUUGUAUUCGGUGUGGCCUCCGCGCCAGCUAUAUUUCAACGGUUAAUUGAGCAGAUCAUGGAAGACAUUCCUAAUGUUCAAGUUAUUCUUGAUGAUAUGAUCAUAACGGGAUCUGAUGACAAGGAACAUCUUGAAAUCCUUGAACAAGUAUUAAAGAGGUUAGACGAGUAUGGUCUUCGCGUAAAUGUAGAGAAAUGUAAGUUUAUGGAGCCAAAAGUUGAAUUUUGUGGGCAUGAAAUUGAUGCGGAUGGACUCCACAAGACAGAUGCAAAAAUUGCUGCAAUUGUAAAUGCACCUGAAAUUAAGAAUGUGAAAGAUCUGAGAUCAUUUUUAGGUCUAGUACAGUAUUAUGCCAAAUUCCUUGAAAAUCUCUCAACAAUACUACAUCCAUUACACCAAUUACUACAGAAAAAUGCACGUUGGAAAUGGACAAGUGAUUGUGAUAAGGCAGUUCAGACAGUCAAGAAAAUGAUCACGUCAGAUCUUGUGUUGGUCAAUUAUGAUCCAGACUUGCCAGUUAUUUUAGCUUGUGACGCGAGUUCUUUUGGCCUUGGUGCUGUACUAAGUCAUAGACUGCCGAAUGGAACAGAACGACCAAUUGCAUUUGCGUCUCGUAGUCUCUCAUCCGCGGAGAGAAACUAUAGUCAAAUAGAUAAAGAGGGCUUAUCGAUAGUUUGGGGAAUUAAGAAAUUUCAUCCAUAUGUAUUUGGUCGAGAGUUUCUGUUGAUUACGGAUAAUAAACCUCUCUUGUCAAUUUUUGGUCCGAAGAAAGGCAUUUGUUCGACUACAGCUGCUCGACUGCAACGAUAUGCCUUAUUUCUCAGCGGAUACCGUUUCGAAAUUCAGUAUAAGUACACAAAGCAUCACGGUAACUGUGACGGAUUAUCUAGAUUGCCAUUGCAGUAUGUUGAAAGUCAUCAGUUAGAUGAAACUGACAUAUUUUACAGUCAUCAGUUUGAUAAAUUACCUAUUACAAGCAAUCAAGUUGCUUUAGCAACACAAAGAGACUUAGUUCUGUCAAAAGUGUAUGAACAUGUAAUCAAAGGACAUGAAAUAAGUGAAAUGUCAAGAGUGUAUGAACCUUACAAAACUAGAUUCAAAGAACUUUCUGUAUACCAAGGUUGCCUAAUGUGGGGUAUACGAUUAGUCAUUCCACAAACAUUAAGACAAGCUGUUCUUAAUGAGCUACAUGUUGGACAUGUUGGUAUAGUUAAAAUGAAGUCCCUUGCUCGUAGCUAUGUGUAUUGGCCCGGAAUAGACACUGAUCUAGAGAGCAUCGCACAGUCAUGUUCUGGGUGCAUGAUGUCAAAGUCCAGUCCACCGGAAGCACCAAUACAUCCGUGGGAAUAUCCUAGUAGACCAUGGUCUCGAGUUCAUGUUGAUUUCGCAGGUCCAUUUAUGGGAUACAUGUUUUUUGUGUUAGUCGACGCUUAUUCAAAGUGGCCAAUAGUUAAAAUUAUGCAAACAACAACCACUUCGAAGACAAUAGAGAUUUUGCGAUCAAUAUUUGCAGAUUUAGGUAUUUGCGAUGAACUAGUGAGCGACAAUGGACCUCAGUUCAUUAGAGAUGAAUUUCAGAAAUUCUUAAGUCAGAAUGGUGUUAAACAUAUUAGAGGAGCACCAUAUCAUCCAAAAACAAAUGGAUUGGCGGAGCGAUUUGUGCAAACAUUUAAACAAGCAUUAAAAGCUUCUAAAAAUGACUCUGGAACUUUACAGACAAAAUUAUCUAGAUUUUUAAUGCAGUAUAGAAAUAGUGAGCAUAGCACAACAAAGGAGACACCUGCAAAACUGAUGUUUGGGCGUACACUUACUACUCGUUUCGAUAAAUUCAGACCAAGUUUACAAAAUCGGGUUGAGAAAGCGCAAUCGAAAAUGGUAAGAUCUACAUCUGAUAGAAAUUAUUUAGUGGAGGAUACUGUUAUGAUACGUGAUUAUCGUGAAAAGUAUGAAAAAUGGAUUCCAGGAGUAAUUAAAACGCAAACUGGUCCGGUCUCAUAUAGAGUAGAAAUUAGUCCUGGUGUAUCAUGGAAACGGCACGCAGAUCAGAUUCGAGCAGCUGAUGUUUAUCCGUCAAGGUUACAGUCACAAGAUCCUAAUUUGGUAGUUACUGAACGACCAUCUGAGAUUCCGGCUGAAGUUGUUAAGCAACCAACAAAGAUACCAGUUGUUCCUGAAACUUCUGCAAAUCUGCCUGUUCCUGAGCUUCGACGUUCAAGUCGCACAAUAAAGAAACCUGAUAAGUUAAAUUUGUGA